Rotaria sp. Silwood1 is the source of this 387-nucleotide messenger RNA. NCBI's taxonomy places the organism in Eukaryota, Metazoa, Rotifera, Eurotatoria, Philodinida, Philodinidae. The record is from the annotation of a GenBank genome assembly.
UAUCGAAUGAAAAGAGCAAUUCUUACAGUAGAUGGACGUCGACAGUGGAAUCGGUCGGUAAAAUUAGGUGCACAGCUGAUUGCAAUUGGGAUGAUUUAUGUAAUCGGUUGGGUUCCAUAUUCACUUAUUGUAUUAAUUCAAAUGUUUCAAAGUUCUCAAGAACUUGUUGAUAUUCUUUCAAGAUUUUUGGCUUAUUUACCUUAUCUUCAAGAAUUAAUACUUCCUUUUGUUGCUAUUUUAUACAUGCCAGAAGUAAAAGGAAAACUUGUUGCUUUAUUUAUGUUUCCAUGCAAUAAUGACAAACGACGUCAUCGAAAUCGAAUUCGUGCCAUCCAUACUCAAACAGUGACAACUAAUGCUCCAUCACGGCUUGUCAUUGUUCAUUGA